Messenger RNA from Camellia sinensis, 597 nucleotides. The record is from RefSeq and is a predicted model, not a curated record. Lineage: Eukaryota; Viridiplantae; Streptophyta; Magnoliopsida; Ericales; Theaceae.
AUGCCAAGUUAUCUAGUUGAGCUUCAACUAGAUGUGUUGAAUUUAUCUUUUAAUAGGCUACAUGGAGAAGUUCCAAUACAAGGAGUGUUCCAAAAUGGGAGUGCAAUUUCAAUUGUUGGAAAUAAUGAGCUAUGUGGAGGUAUUGCAAAAUUUGACCUUCCUCCUUGUCCAUCCCCCAAAUCAAGCAACAACAAGCUAUCUCACAGGAUGAAAGUGAUCCUACUGGUGGUUGGUCUUCUUCUCAAAGCCACCAAUGGAUUCUCAGAGGCUAAUCUAAUUGGUGUUGGUAGCUAUGCUUCAGUUUACAAAGGGAUUCUUGAUCACGUUCACAUGGUUGCUGCAGUGAAAGUGCUCAAUCUUCAGACCAGAAGAACUUCUAAGAGCUUCAUGUCAGAAUGCAAAGCACUAAGAGCCAUAAGGGACCGGAAUCUUUUGAAAAUUUUGGGCGUUUGUUCCAGUGUGGAUUUCCAUGGUAACGAGUUCAAAGCUCUGGUACAUGAAUUUAUGGCCAAUGGAAACUUGGGCAAUUGGUUACAUCAAGUCGAAGUUGGAGACCAUGAGCAGCUAGAGGAACCUAGAAAUCUUAAACUAAUCUAG